Molecule: messenger RNA, 255 nt
Organism: Chondrus crispus (carragheen)
Lineage: Eukaryota; Rhodophyta; Florideophyceae; Gigartinales; Gigartinaceae
Exons: 1
Coding region: 1-255 (84 amino acids)
Source: RefSeq, a predicted model, not a curated record
AUGGCACGCAUCGAGGCGCAGGUCAACGCGCAGAUGAGCGAAGUCUUUCGCGAGCAGGUCACGGACAAGUGUUUUGUCCUGUGCGCGGACGUGGGGAAGAAGCAGAUGUCCCAGCGGGAGAAGGACUGCGUCGAUCGGUAUGUCCCGAAUCAUCCAAUUGACUGCGGCGGUGCGAAUCCCACCAUGCGUACUGACCUGCCCUCGCGUUUCAUCCGCUGGGACACAGAUGUUUGCAUCGCUUUAUUGACGCUAUGA